GGCGGAGGGCGAGCCGCCGCCCGCCUCGACCGCCCGCCGCCAAGCCCCCGCCUCGGGGGCGGCUGCCCCCGGCGGAGCCUCCAUCUGCAGCCCGGCGGCGGGAGCGGGAACGGGAACAUGGCGGACCUGGAGGCGGUGCUGGCCGAUGUCAGCUACCUGAUGGCGAUGGAGAAGAGCAAGAGCACCCCGGCGGCCAGGGCCAGCAAGAAGAUCACCCUGCCCGAGCCCAGCAUCCGCAGCGUUAUGCAGAAAUACCUUGAGGAAAGGGGUGAAUUAACCUUCGACAAGAUCUUUCAUCAGAAAAUUGGUUUUUUGCUUUUUAAAGACUACUGCAUGAAUGAGAUCGAUGAAGCUGUCCCUCAGCUCAAGUUUUAUGAAGAGAUAAAAGACUACGAGAAGCUGGACUCCGAGGAUGAGCGUCUGAGCCGGAGUCGGCAGAUUUAUGACACGUACAUAAUGAAGGAGCUGCUGUCCUGCUCACAUCCCUUCUCAAAACAAGCUGUAGAUCACGUACAAACACAUUUAGCCAAGAGACAAGUGCCAGCCAGCCUUUUUCAGCCAUAUAUAGAAGAAAUUUGUGAUAGUCUCCGAGGAAAGAUAUUUCAAAAGUUUAUGGAAAGUGACAAGUUUACUAGAUUCUGUCAAUGGAAAAACGUAGAACUAAAUAUUCAUCUGACCAUGAAUGAUUUUAGUGUACAUAGAAUAAUAGGAAGAGGAGGAUUUGGGGAAGUGUACGGCUGCAGAAAAGCAGACACUGGAAAAAUGUAUGCAAUGAAAUGUUUAGAUAAGAAGAGAAUCAAGAUGAAGCAAGGAGAAACAUUAGCCUUAAAUGAAAGAAUUAUGCUGUCUCUUGUCAGCACAGGAGACUGUCCUUUUAUAGUGUGUAUGACCUAUGCCUUCCACACCCCUGACAAACUCUGUUUCAUUCUGGACCUGAUGAAUGGAGGAGAUUUGCACUACCACCUCUCCCAGCACGGAGUGUUUUCUGAAAAAGAAAUGAGGUUUUAUGCUACUGAAAUCAUCCUGGGGUUAGAACACAUGCACAAUCGCUUCGUGGUGUACAGAGACCUGAAGCCUGCAAAUAUCUUGUUGGACGAACACGGGCACGUGAGGAUAUCAGACCUUGGGCUGGCUUGUGACUUUUCCAAAAAGAAGCCCCAUGCUAGUGUGGGUACCCACGGCUACAUGGCUCCCGAGGUGCUGCAGAAGGGAACUGCCUACGACAGCAGUGCAGACUGGUUCUCCUUGGGCUGCAUGCUUUUCAAACUUCUCCGAGGUCACAGUCCUUUCAGACAGCACAAAACCAAAGACAAGCACGAGAUCGACAGGAUGACGCUGACCGUGAACGUGGAGCUGCCAGAUUCAUUCUCCCCUGAACUGAAGUCGCUGCUGGAAGGGCUCCUGCAACGGGAUGUUAGCAAGAGACUUGGAUGCCAAGGAAGAAGUGCACAAGAAGUAAAAGAACAUCCUUUCUUCAAAGGCAUCGACUGGCAGCAAGUCUAUUUACAAAAGUAUCCUCCACCAUUGAUCCCUCCCCGGGGAGAAGUAAAUGCUGCAGAUGCUUUUGAUAUUGGGUCAUUUGAUGAAGAGGACACCAAAGGCAUUAAGUUGCUUGAUAGUGACCAGGAGCUAUACAAGAACUUCCCUCUGGUAAUAUCGGAGCGUUGGCAGCAAGAAGUAGCAGAAACUGUUUAUGAUGCAGUAAAUGCAGACACAGAUAAAAUUGAGGCCAGAAAAAGGGCUAAAAAUAAGCAGCUUGGCCACGAAGAAGAUUAUGCACUUGGCAAGGACUGUAUUAUGCAUGGGUACAUGCUCAAGUUGGGGAACCCCUUCUUGACUCAGUGGCAACGUCGUUACUUUUACCUCUUCCCAAACCGACUCGAAUGGCGAGGAGAAGGAGAGUCACGGCAAAACCUGCUGACAAUGGAACAAAUAGUGUCUGUGGAAGAGACACAGAUUAAAGAUAAGAAAUGCAUCUUACUGAGAAUUAAAGGAGGAAAACAGUUUGUCCUACAGUGUGAGAGUGACCCAGAAUUUGUUCAGUGGAAGAAGGAGCUGACAGAAGCUUUUACUGAGGCCCAGAGGUUGCUGCGUCGGGCUCCGAAGUUCCUCAACAAAUCUCGCUCCACGGUUGUCGAGCUCUCAAAGCCGCCCCUCAGCCACAGGAACAGCAACGGUCUGUAGGAGAGCUGGAAGCCAAGCUCACUGGGGGCAAAGCUACGUCGUGAACACGCUGAGCUUCACAGAAUCCUUAUGAGUUACUUUGUGCAAUCCUGGAUGCGGGAUGUGCUUAGAGGAAGAAGAAUUAGAUGUUUACAGCGUGGGAUAAUGUCAGAACUCUGUCUGUGGAGGUUGUGGAGGCUGGAACAGUGGCAGGUGAACUGAUGCUCCUCGCAGCAGUGGAAAGGAGAGGCUGCAUAUUGCUCCCACGCCUUCCCGCACCCGGGCGGCAUCCGAGCCGCGCUCCCUCGCUCUGCAUCUACUGAUGGAAGGAAGAUGCUGGUUUCCCUGCAACACCCUGGCUUGGUGCCUGCCAAGCCUGGGGACUGAAGUGGUUCCUGCUGGCUGGGAUUACGCUUGUGUGUGCGCUGCCGCCGCCCCCUGGGCUGCGGGAGGAGCCGCGGACUCGCCGUGUUGGAUGCCCUUUACUCUGUCGUGUUGCCAUGUUCUUUCUGACCAUUACUGCUGACUCUAUAAUAACCUUUCUCCAUACUGCUGGUGAUCAACAGUGUGACUCUUACGCACUUCAAAGUACUGAAUUCUAACUGUCCUGUGGUUUAAAUGUUAUUGCUACUCCAUGGAAGCAUUGAACUCGAAUGAUUCCCUUGGUUUGUUGUACUCACUAAUAGUAGCUACCACCGUUUCGCUUCUUCUACGUAUAUGCAGUACUAUAACUGACACAAUAGAGUAAUAAUUGGUGAAGAGGAAUUUAUGGUAGCUUCAUCUAGUGCUCUGUUGUAUAAAUCGACUAUUUUAGCACAGUUUUUAAAGAGCAGAUUCCUUUUGACAAGUUUACAGUGAACAUAAAGACAGUUCUUUUCCAUUUCAGGUCAACGGCACUUUUUAAAAAUCAAACAGAAAUGCUCCCAAUCCGCUGCAUUGUAGAAGGUGCAUGUGCUGGGGGAAGGAGUCUGGGUACCCCGGUACGUGUGCUGGAUCACUCGUCAGUGCUGGGGCUCGUGGAUGCUCCUCGGUUGUGCGCAGAAGCGCUGAGCGAGCGCGUUCUCGUAGCGUAGCUGUCCCGGCCUUUGGCUGCAGCUCAGCUGGGGAGGUUUGUGCAUACAUCACGUGGCUCGACUUGCAGAAGGAUUCGUAGCUCUCUCCUUUAGGGAGUACAAACUGUCCACGUCUGAAAACAGUCUGAGAGUACUGAGGAUGGGACUGACAGGACGAGCUGAUCAAAUGCCCGAUUUCUGUUAAUUCUACCCGAGACAUCAGUCGUGUCAUGUGAAAACUCUUGCUGAAGUACAGAUAUAAUCUCUUAACUGUUAGACCACUUCAAGCAUGUGAUGUCAGCCUUUCCCUGGUUCUUGUGAUGGUUUGUAAGAGAUAGGGCAGGGCUCAACUUAGGCUUUUUUUUCUGAGUCAGUAAACACCUUAGAGAGCACUUUCUGCCCAGCUGCAGGGGUUCAGCACUUGUAGUCCCUGAAGGUGGUGGGAGCCGCCCCUCUGUGAACGGGGAGCGAAGCGGCAGCACCAGCUCGCUGCGUCUGCCUGGUCUGCACGCCGUGUCUGCCUCGUGCUGCUGACAGAGCCACACAGCUCUAGGCCCUUUUCCUGGCAGAAAGAAAACACAAACUGGCAGAAGGAGGAUUAAUUUGAAAGUAUUUGUUUAUCCUGAACAUACUUGUAAUAAAGUUGGGUGUAUGUAGAAGCAGGAGCGACGUCACUCUGCAUAGCCUGUGCUUUCCCAGCUGUGCCAACUCUCUCUUGUCAUCUGGUGCAGCAGGAAAGGAAGAUGCAUGUUGGAAAACACCCUGAGUCAGGUGAUAUCCUGCACUGAUCUGAUCUUUUCUUUUCCCCAUUCAUUUCCCAAUGAUUCUUUACCCAGAGUGCCAGCUCCUCUGUCCUGCGCACAGGGAAGUGACGUGCAGCACCUCAGCACCCUCCGUGAGGAGCAGUGUGGUGGUUACUGACCGUGGCAGCAGGAGGUGUCUCACGUUCCUGGUGCUGACUGUGCACUGGGUGUUGUUAAGCUUUCCCUGCAAUACCCUGCAGUGCUCUUGUUUGUCUUCUUGACUUAGGGAAAAAAAUCCUCAGAUUGUGAUAAAACCCACUCCUAGUUUUUGUGUAACUUGUUCACACUGUCUCAGUCCAUUACCAGUUCCCUUCUCUCUCUGCUCCUUUCCAUGGUUGCUCUUCACGCUCAGUCCUUCUGGGCAGAGUUUUGUGGUUUCUGACUCAGACACCGUCGAUUCCGGCUGCUGGUGCCUGUGAGGAGAGGGACGGCUGUGUCAGUGUGCUCAGGCCUGUGGUUUUCACGUGAGGUGAAGGCUGUGCAUUGGCUUGGGGCAAUGUGUGUGUUUGGAGGUGCUGGGGAGCAGGGAUGGCCCAUGAACACUCCCAUCCAUGCGCUGCUGAUGGCGUGUCAGUCACUGUAGUGCUCACUAGAUCCCGGUAACAAGUGGUCUGUGUGGAAGGGACUGGAUCUGCUGGUGCUGGGAGGAGAGCUGGAAUCCCACCCUUCAAAGCAAAGCAAAUCGAUCCUUCCUGGUUUAGGUGCCAGGUCCUCUGAAGUUCUUCCGUGGACAAGGACUCUUGAUGGUGUCACUUCACGUGAGGGUCAUGAGCUGUGUGUGAGGAAAGGCUUGUUGAGCACAGAGUGGAAGGCACAGCCUUGGCUCUUACCUAUUUAGACCACAUUUAUAGGACCAUUCUUUGGGCUUGUUCAGGGAAGUAAAGAUAAAAGAAUACAGAGCUUCAGGCAUCAGCAGAGCUGAGUGAAUGAUUAAACACAGAUUUCCAAACCUGAAGGUCCUUUAAAGCAGAGCCAGCCACACUGGAGAUGUGAGCAUGUAUGGGAGCACUUGUUGUGUUUCAAACCAGAGAGUUACAUGUCCGAUAGAGCCGUGUUAAACGCUCCCCUGUCACAUCCAGGUGCCUUUGGUGCUGCAGGGAUUGCUUUCUGAUGGUUCUUUGUCACUGACAUACAAGCUGACAAAGGCAGUAAAACCAGAUCCCAAAAAGCAAGCGUGUGGGUGAUGUGGUGGCAGAAAGGUGUGUGGUUUCUGCAGGAGCUGAGCCCAGGGGGGUCGCUGGGACUUUCAGGAGAGCUGCAGCUCUUCCCUUUCCCUUCCCCUCCCCUCUGAGGUGUGGUGACAUUUUUGAUAUGUAUGUGGUGAGAAAAUUAACACCUCACCUCCAGAACAGAGAUACAGCAAAUUCUAGCCCAAGCCAGACUUGUGUGAGUUGGAAUUCAAGUGCGGGGGAAGCAAAGCACCCUUUAUUCUUGCUGCAAGCAGAGUGUAACUGAGGAUCUGUCUGGAGCUGGGCAGGAGCUGGGUGGGUGCUGUCGGUCCCUGGGCACGCUGUCAGCAGAGCUGUCCCAUCCCUGCCGUAGCAAUGGGGCAGCUUUGGUUGUUCACCUUUGUUUGGGAAGUAGUUUGCAAAUUCACCCAGCUGUUAAAGGAACAUUUACUGGGUUUUGUUUAGUCCUUUAUCUGACUGUAGGCUAUCCAGUUUUCCUAGGUAUAAAAGCUUCUUCAUAUUAGUUGUGCUUGAGCUAAAAUGUCUUGUCACUGGUCCAGCAGAGCCUAUGGCUGUGAUCUCCCACGCUGAGAUGAGCUUUGCUGGUAGAAACACCGGAGCUGGUCCCGCUGGCACUGCCCUUCCCGGCCUGGUACCCUUCCCUUAGGCUUCAGACAAAGGCUUCCAGCAUGCUGGUGCUGGUUGGCUGUGCCAGGGGGAUGCUGGUGGGUUGGACCAGUGCCGUGCUUGCCGGGUGAGGGUGACAGGGCACAGCUCCAGGAGCUGGACCAUGGCGUGGUCACAUUCCAGUUUUCCUUCAUUCCAACAACUCUCCUUUAGGAAUGCAGCAGAAGUUGUUCUGCUUCUGUCAAGAGUGGGGAAAACAGGGAGUGGUGUCGUUAGGUUGUGGUUCCAACAGAAUCGCGAGUGUGAGCAGUCCAGUGCAGAGGUGGUGGGAAACAUUUGGUGCUAAAACCAAAGCAGUCUCUCCCAGCCGUGUCCCUGCACAGGGGAUGCUGCUCAUGCCCAGUAGAAAUGCUCCAGGUGAUGCCAUCUCUGAGGGAUAUGGUUUAGUUUAGUGAUGGGCUUGGCAGCGUGAGGUUACUGCUUGGACUUGAUGAUCUCAAAGGUCUUCUCCAACUGUGCUGAUCUCCAAUGGCACCUGGCCCCAGCGCACGCAGCGACGGCCGUGGGUUGGGCUGCUGGAAAGGGCUGUGCCCAGAGCUUCGGGUGCAGCUCUUUUCCUGGCAGCUGGUCAGUUUUGGGCCAGGCCCUGCCUGGGUGUCCCCUCAGAGCCGUGUGCCGUGGCGCUGGCAGCCGGCGCUGGGCACUCCAGUGGGGAGUGAAUGAUCCUCGUCGUGUGAGUGAACACAAGGAGUGAGUCUUCUACAAAUCAAAGAGAAACCCCAAGAGGUGUAUUUUGACAAAGCAUAGUUAUUAAUUUUAAUAUUGUAAAAAAGAAAUAAAGAAGGAAAAUAUCUAAAGUAUAGAGAGCUGAUGUCUGUGCAGGGCCUGGGGUGCCCGGCUCGCCUGCCUCUGUUCCCGUUGGUUUCUGUCCAUGGUGUACAUAUCGUGUGGAUGGGACAUUGGCCGUUUUAAUACUGUUGUUAAAUUGUAUUUUUAUUUUGUGUUACUCACCACAGACUCAGCUUUAUUUUGUUUAUGUAAAGGUUGCUAUGCUAUGGAGGUGUGAAACCGAGAAUUCUAUUUUAACAAGAAGAAAAAGAAGCGUUUUAUAUUAUUUAUUAAACACAUGUUUCUCCAACUUCUGACAUUCCACAGGAUUCCUGCUCCGUGUUUGUACAGCAGUGGCAGUUCCUUUCCAGCGGGAUCAGUCAGCUUUAUUCUGUUUUUCAUAAUAAAGUCGAAAGAGUUUCCCUCAGCCUGUCCAGCUCACCCUUCUGUUACCAGCACAGGGACCUCUGGGCACUGUCAGGGCCGUCUCCAAGUGCAGGGGCUGGUGAGUGCAGAGACAUCUGACAGACUCUUGCGAACAAACCUCUUGGUUUGGUGUUUCUAGUUUUGCCCUUUGUCCCAGAGGGCAUCCCGGAGGGCAAGCUGUCCUUCACACCGCCCUGUGCUGCCUAGUGAGGAGUGACCUGAAACUGGGGCAAGGAAUCAGCUGGAUAUUGGAUAAAGCUGAGACGUCAGCUCAGGUGUUUGCCAGGCUCAGUGUGGGAGGGGGAGGACGAGCCCAGCGAGGCCACGGCACACGGCACUGGAGCAGGCGGGUGCGCUCGGCGCGGGGCUGUGGUGAGCGCAGGGCAGAGCCCGGCACCGAGGGUCACAAAAAUGGAUUGACUGGAAAUGAUUUUUGCUGUUUCAGGGUGAUCACUUGGUCCUUAAAAAUAAGCUAGGCCUGUCAAGGCAGGAGAGGUGUCCUGCAAAGUGUCAGGGUGCUGGGAGGCCAGGGCAGGUGCCAGGCCGUGGUGCAGGACUCUGCUUCCCAUGGCAGAGGGGGGCAGUGGGGGCUCGGCGGUGCCACAUCCUCCCUGGCCUGGGCUUGCUUGGCCUGCCAGGAGAGUUUGCUGCUGAGCUGCUACUGCUGGGCACAUCUGUAGGUGACCAAACCAGACAACUCUUUCCCCAAAGGCACAAAAAUAGCACAGAAUUCAUCUGGUAACUCAUUUGCUAAAGACAACUGCAGUCGCAGCCGCGGGCUCUGCGGUUUGAGGAGCGCCUGGGCUGUUACAGCACGUGUUUCUGAUUUCCACAGAGGUGGAGCUCAAGGCACGUGCUCUGCAGCUGAGCCGAGCGACAUCCCGAGGGCACAUCGUGGCUGUUGCUGCUGGAGCCGCCUCUUUGCUUUGGGACGCUGCCUGAAGCAGGGAGGGGGUGGCUGCUCUUUCCCCAUCAAGAGUUCUUGCCUGGUUUUGCACUGGCCCCUCCUCGUGCCAGCCUGGUUGUGCUUGGCUGUGGCAUUGGACAGGGCAGCGGCGGCAGUGGAACUGUGCCGGUGGGACUGUGGUUUCUCACUGGCACCUGCCAGAAACGUGCUGUGACUGGGACAGCGCUGAGCACAGGGCCAAGCAGGGGAUCUGUUAGGAGGCCUGGGGACAGGAUCAGAAAUGUGAUUGUUCUCCAAGGUCAGGAUCUAUCAGGGUGUGUGUAACUCGCUGUGCUGCCAGCGGGGAACAGGAGACGGACCUGGCGUGCUCCGGGCUUGCCUGGCUGUAGGGCUGGGGAGGGGCUUUGGGGCAGAUCAGAGAGCAGGGGAGAUGGCAGAGAGAAACGAGUGAAAAACAGAAUAAAGCGAGAGCAUCCUCAGAGAGGCAUCUGCACCAGCACUGUUUCAGUGGCUGCAUUCGGUCCUCUGGAACAGAAAAGGAGCAGAUUCACACAAACAGCUACUCGUGACUGAAAGAAAAUCUAUGGAGAGAGAACCUGUUUUCAGUGUGUAAUUUAAUGGUAAGAAAAAGCCAGUAUCUGUAAAUAACUUUAGAUAUUGUAUCUAUGAGAAUCAUUCUUUGUUUUCUGUACUUGGCUCUUUCCAUAUUUAUUGUGGGGAGGAGGCUGUGGCCGUGUCUGCUGCACGGCCCGUCCCCGGGGACAGCCCCAGCCCUUCGUGACGGAUGUGCCACUCUCACUUAACCCCGCCGGUAUUUUUUUUAAAGGAUGAUUUUGGCACAGCUUAAGCUGCUUCUGUGUGUUGGUCAGUACAACUGUUCUCCUACGAGAACCCCAAUAAAAGCCGUCCUUUGCGUGUGU
Messenger RNA from Colius striatus (speckled mousebird), 8895 nucleotides. RefSeq names its product G protein-coupled receptor kinase 3 (gene GRK3). NCBI's taxonomy places the organism in Eukaryota, Metazoa, Chordata, Aves, Coliiformes, Coliidae. The transcript is spliced from 21 exons. Gene Ontology annotation, molecular function: G protein-coupled receptor binding; ATP binding; G protein-coupled receptor kinase activity. Gene Ontology annotation, biological process: regulation of signal transduction; G protein-coupled receptor signaling pathway; protein phosphorylation. Bases 118 to 2184 code for a protein of 688 amino acids. The record is from RefSeq and is a predicted model, not a curated record.